GCCCUUUGUGAACCCUAAACUUAGUAAACUCGGUGAACUCAACUACACUACGUACGCUCUCCUUCAGUCAGUCUCGCUCGCUUCGCCGCACUCUCGCCGGACGGAGCAGUCGAGUACCCCCUCGCCGGAAAGUUCCAAACCUUUUGAGUUCAAUGCGGCACCAAACUUACUUCUUCGUUUAUUAUUCUCCCGUUUAACCGUUUUUCGCAUGUAUAUCAAUUAAGAACACUAAAACCCUAAGCUCAUUCUAUCUUUCAUUGCAAACUCUAAUUAUCCAAGUCCAAUAGAAUAAGAAGCGAUGUCUACGCUAGAAAUUGAAGCUCGAGAUGUCAUCAAAAUUGUGCUUCAGUUUUGCAAAGAAAAUUCCUUGCAUCAGACAUUUCAGACACUUCAGAACGAGUGCCAGGUUUCGUUGAACACUGUGGAUAGCAUUGAAACCUUCGUUGCUGAUAUUAAUAGUGGAAGAUGGGAUGCAAUAUUGCCUCAAGUUUCUCAAUUGAAGCUUCCAAGGAAUAAAUUGGAGGAUUUGUAUGAGCAGAUUGUAUUAGAAAUGAUUGAACUUCGAGAAUUGGAUACUGCACGUGCAAUUUUAAGGCAAACACAGGUGAUGGGUGUCAUGAAACAGGAGCAACCUGAAAGAUAUUUGCGUCUUGAACAUCUCUUGGUCAGAACUUAUUUUGACCCGAAUGAGGCUUAUCAAGACUCAACAAAAGAGAAGCGGCGUGCGCUAAUUGCCCAAGCUCUUGCUGCUGAAGUUACUGUAGUCCCUCCGUCUCGAUUAAUGGCUCUAAUUGGUCAGGCUUUGAAGUGGCAGCAGCAUCAAGGGUUACUACCUCCUGGAACACAAUUUGAUUUGUUCCGUGGAACAGCUGCUAUGAAACAAGAUGUAGAUGACAUGUACCCGACAAAUCUCUCACACACAAUAAAGUUUGGGACAAAAAGUCAUGCAGAAUGCGCUUGCUUUUCACCAGAUGGGCAGUUUCUUGUAUCUUGCUCGGUUGAUGGGUUUAUCGAGGUCUGGGAUUACUUAAGUGGAAAACUAAAGAAAGAUCUUCAGUACCAGGCAGAUGAAGUGUUCAUGAUGCAUGAGGAUGCCGUGCUUUGUGUAGACUUUAGCAGAGAUUCAGAGAUGCUUGCAUCUGGAUCACAAGAUGGAAAGAUCAAAGUCUGGCGUAUAAGGACUGGUCAAUGCUUGCGGCGUCUUGAACGUGCACAUUCCCAAGGUGUGACAAGCCUUUCCUUCUCUCGUGAUGGAAGCCAAUUAUUGAGUACAUCAUUUGACAGCACAGCAAGAAUCCAUGGUCUCAAAUCUGGAAAGAUGUUGAAAGAAUUCCGUGGGCAUACAUCUUAUGUGAACGAUGCAAUUUUCACAACUGAUGGUAGUCGUAUCAUUACUGCAUCCAGUGAUUGUACAGUGAAGGUCUGGGAUGUGAAGACAACAGACUGCAUACAAACUUUUAAGCCGCCACCUCCUUUAAGAGGAGGUGAUGCUUCUGUCAACUCUGUUCAUAUUUUCCCCAAGACUACUGACCACAUUAUUGUUUGUAAUAAAACAUCAUCAAUAUACAUCAUGACACUUCAAGGACAGGUUGUUAAGAGCUUCUCAUCUGGUAAAAGAGAGGGUGGCGACUUCAUUUAUUGCAUCGGUGAAGACAGGAAUAUGUACUGCUUCAGUCACCAAUCUGGCAAAUUAGAGCAUCUGAUGAAGGUCCAUGAGAAGGAAGUUAUAGGCGUCACCCAUCAUCCCCAUAGGAAUCUUGUUGCAACUUAUAGUGAAGACUGCACAAUGAAGUUAUGGAAGCCUUGAUCUUCGUCUGCCCUCUAUUGUAACCUCCAUAAGCACAAAUGAAAAUCAUAUGAAUACAUGUUUCCCGUUUGUAGCUGUACAAUGUUUUUUCUUUCUCUUAUUUCCAUUUUGUAGCUUGUUAAUUCUUACGCUGCCAUUGGGAAUUGUAGGUGAGAUUGUACUUUUAUUUAUGAUUUAUGGUUUAUCGUCUUGUUAAAAUUAAAGGAAAAAAAAUUGAAAUUAAAA
This is a messenger RNA of Arachis duranensis, 2032 nucleotides long. Its product is annotated as suppressor of mec-8 and unc-52 protein homolog 1. Gene Ontology annotation, molecular function: protein binding. Gene Ontology annotation, biological process: mRNA splicing, via spliceosome. Lineage: Eukaryota; Viridiplantae; Streptophyta; Magnoliopsida; Fabales; Fabaceae. The transcript is spliced from 16 exons. Gene Ontology annotation, cellular component: precatalytic spliceosome. The coding region runs from base 299 to 1807 and encodes 502 amino acids. The record is from RefSeq and is a predicted model, not a curated record.